Messenger RNA from Penicillium chermesinum, 2970 nucleotides. RefSeq lists its product as uncharacterized. Lineage: Eukaryota; Fungi; Ascomycota; Eurotiomycetes; Eurotiales; Aspergillaceae. The record is from RefSeq and is a predicted model, not a curated record. Bases 1 to 2970 code for a protein of 989 amino acids. The transcript is spliced from 10 exons.
AUGGUCACACCACUUCGCGCACUAUCGUCUGGAAAUACUCACCGUCGUGGCCACGAGAACGCUGGCGUUGAUGUAGCUCCUCCUAAGCCCGAGCUUUCGGCCGAAGAGCGCCGAGGUGCCGACAAGAAUGACCGUCAAGACCGCGGACACCGUCCCGAUCACAUAGCCGACGAUGGCCCACCGAAACGCAGCGUGCCCAACGGCGUAGUAGUCUGGAUACUGGGGCUUGAACUGUCCCAAGGCCGAAGAGACCGCGUCACUAGCUUGGCUGGCCGCAUUGCUGGCCGCGUUACUCACGGUGCUACUGACAGCCGAGACGGUCUGGGAAGCGCUGUCCGCCGCGCCUUGAACAGCUCCGGCGGCGCUACUUACUGCGUCGGACGGAAUCCCGUCGGUGAUACUUGCCGACCGUCGGAGCUUGAGAUUCUUCAGAUCGGGGAACGACGUCAAGUCGACCUAGGUCAUAGGCUCUGGGGUGCCGACUUUGAGCUGCACGCCGCGAAGAGGAUUGCUAGCGGAAUAAUACUCAACACCGACAUCGCCAUGGUCAUCCCCAUCGCAAAACGCGAGGGGUUAGCGGCGAAGAUCAUCCUCCCACGGCGUGGGACUCAAACCGCGAGUUGCAAGGAAGAGCCCGCUCCCAUGCAAGAGCUACAAGCUGUCGUUCGCCAGAUUGGCCGACAACAGAUCGAAAACACAUUCUAUCGCACCUGCUAUAAUAUAUUGAAGACUCUUCAGGACACGGUGGCUCGGUCUGCCGACGAUAUGAUGUACGUCUUUCACAACGGCUCGCACAGUUCCCUCGAGGAUCCUGCACCACUGCGUCAGCUCGCAGAAGAACUCAAGUCGGCCAUUGCGGAAUUCCAGACACACGAGAGAAGAGCGGAGCUAGAGAUGGAGGCGCUGGAUGCCACCGCUAGCCAUCGACCGAGCCAAGAGAUGGAAUAUAACUACUUCAAUACUAUUAUUACACUAUAUAACAAUAUCAAAAUCCAAUACCAAGGCACUAGCGACGAGAAGCUCCCAAGCAAGGAAUCCUUCCUGGCAGUCAGCGGAAAAGCUACAACCAUUGGGGUCAAACAGCGAGGUCCUGGCUUGCCCGACCUCAUCAUAGCCUGGAAGCAUGACAAAGUGUCCCGACCGCUACGGACAAAGUAUCGAUGGAUAGUGGGGUCCAUCACAUGCCCGCCCUGGCAGGGUUCCACCGGCGAAAAUGGAAGCUCCCGCCGAGGCCGGUUGAACCAGGAAUCGGUCGAGUCGAGCGAGCGGCGGUUGCAAAGCUUCAAAAAUAUCUGUUGCAAAGGUUCCGCCGUCGUCCGGCUUUCAGAUCUAUCGGCAGGGAAAGCCGCCUGGCGCUUGGCGGAGGGCCCAGACAACAGCGAUCGGAUCGCGCGCAUUCUGAGAGUGCAAGGCUGUCAGCGACUGAGCAAACACGCCCAUGUGCCCAUCCUGAUACACCCUCUACACUGGGGGUCUCAUGUUUUCUUGCAGCAGCCAAGCUUGACGGACCUGGCCCUCCCCCAGCUCGGCGUUAGCCCCGGUUACACCCUCGUCCCACUCAACCGCAAAAGUCUGAUCGUCGCGGCGGAGCGAUACUUUCGCGAGCUUGGCACGCAAGACCCGUGGUGGAUCGUUGAUAUUUACCUUGCAGAGCCGAGUCGGUUGCCAACGCGACACACAGCGCGAACAGGAGUUGACGAGCGUCCACAGGUACCUCCGCCUGUAUCAGGGGGUGCUUACCGGGGUGAGAAACGAGGCGGCGAGAACUAUUGGUGGGGCAUUCUCGAAGCCGAACCUGGCAGCAGGAAAAGCCGCUACCUACGCACUCUACGUCCCGUGCUCCGCCACGCGUUCGACGCCCUUCUCCCCAUCACGGGGAUCUGGGAAGGCAUGAGUAUCGGGGUGCUGCACAAAAUCAAUGCCAUGAGAUGCGAUGAGCCGAUACGCUGCUACCUGGAGCAUAUACGACAAACGUUCCGGUAUAUUGUAGGCGACGAGGGCUUAUUGCCCCGGAUAGAUGCGGCCAGUGUCAGGAUCAUGUGUUCACGGGCCCCGGCAACCUCUCCCCAGGACCUUUGCGCUCUACAGCGUGAGUGGCGGCAAGGGACCCUGUUUCAGUUCAUGGAACCGCAGGACCGGCACAGAGCAUGGGCCAAUCUACAGAGGAUCAACUUCAUUAUCCCGACGCUGACUACCUUCUUCCAGGAUGUUCUAUAUCUAGAAGUCGCCCAGACCGCCAUGCGGAAGUUGUGCCUCAUGCCUCUCAAGGGGGAUGAGACCAUCGAUACGGUUCUAGGGCGCCAGAACUGGAUGGCCGUGCUCCUGGGAGGCGUAGCCAGCCAAAGAGACUCUCUCUGGAACCUUUGGCGGUUCGGAUGGCAAUACGCCUUUGAACUCACGCACAAAAAGGACCACCAUCGCCGGGUGCCCCGGAAAAGAGAAGACCUUGAUCGGGCGUCGCGGCUGAACCUCGGACGGGAGCCAGACUCGUUCCAACUUCCACUGAUAGAUCGGUUCUUUGCCUUGGCCGUGAGUUUCGGGUUCGAUAUCCCCGUGCAGCCUCCGAUCCAGGAGUCUCAGAUUCCCCCCAGUGUACCCUCGGACUUUCCACCGGAUAGUGAAGACGACGUGGAUCUCGAGAGGAGAUGCGGGAAGCCAUUCACUGACUCUAUUGAUGCCGAUCGGUUCGCGCUCGAGGAGACAUCCCUGAAUCAGGUGUGGACCACCCGUCGAGUCAGUGCUGGCUUUGUCCGGCGAUGUGUCUUUCACGCCUUUUUCGCAUAUCUACGAACAGGCGGUAAUGGCUCCGGUCUCCAGCGGGUGUCCGGCUCGAGCGAAAACGAUACUAUAUCACCAGGCGAGAUUCCACGCUCAAUCCGUACCGCCGAUCCGUCACUGCCGCUUGUAGACUCCCAAAGAGAGGCUGAAUUUCUUGAAGCAUUUGGUGAUAUGCCGUGGGAACUGAUCUAG